CGCUCCUCCGCCAGCAACCAAAAACUUGAAAGAACCAGAAUUCGCACCGCCAGCGUUUUCUGUUGCUCGAGGAGCUGCGACAGGGACAAUGGCGACUUUUGCACGUCCUGUGGCCUCGUCAAUUUCAGGGAUUGACUUUGGGGUCUAUUCCGACGAAGACAUCAAAGCUAUCUCUGUAAAGCGAAUCCAUAAUACCCCGACAUUGGAUUCCUUUAACAAUCCUGUUCCUGGAGGUUUAUACGACCCUGCCUUAGGUGCAUGGGGCGACCAUGUUUGCACAACAUGUCGACAGAAUUCGUGGUCCUGCACUGGCCAUCCCGGACACGUUGAGCUGCCAGUGCAUGUAUACAAUGUUACGCACCUUGAUCAGCUCUAUCGACUACUAAGAGGGCAAUGUGUCUUCUGCCAUCGCUUUCAAAUGUCCCGGACCCAAGUUAAUUCAUACGCUUGCAAACUGCGUCUUCUACAGUACGGGCUGGUUGAUGCGUCGGAAGAGAUCGACAGGAUGGGAUCUAAGAGUCCUAAGCAGAGGAAGACGACUAAGAAUGCUGAUGGGUCCGGCGACGAAGAGGAGGAAGAUGAAGACGAGGAUGAUAUGAUAUCGCGCAGAAACGCCUACGCCAAAAAGUGUAUCCGGGAAGCACAGGCGGCUGGACUGCUCAAAGAUAUCUUGGCUGGCGCAAAAAAUCCUCUGGCCUUGGAAAAAAGGCGAGAUUUGAUCAAGGAAUUUUUUAAGGACGUUGUCGCUGCUAGAAAGUGUGCCAAUUGCAGCGGAGUUUCACCAGGUUACCGCAAAGACCGAUCUUCUAAGAUUUUCCGGAAGUCUUUCACAGAGAAGGCCCGGCUCGCUAUGAUCCAAGCUGGAUUACAGAUCCCCAACUCUCUGAUCCUUCUUCAACAAGCGAAGAAAUUGAACACCAAAGAGAAGAAGGCACUCGCAAACGGUAUUUCUGAUACUGCUAGCGUCACUUCCGAGACCCACGGCGCGGAGGAAGAAGUCGCUCGCGGAAAUGCUGUCGUGGCACAGGCAGAGAGCAAAAGGCAGGACGCUGGCGAAACCCAGCAGUAUAUGCCAUCGUCUGAAGUUCAUGCGACGAUGACUUUGCUCUUUGAAAAGGAGGGAGAGAUUUUGAACCUCGUCUAUAACUCUCGACCUACUUCGAAGAAGGACUCCAAAGUUAACGCAGACAUGUUCUUCAUUAAGAAUAUUUUGGUACCGCCAAACAAAUACCGCCCUUCCGCUUCCCAGGGUUCCAAUGCUAUUAUGGAGGCACAACAGAACACUCCUUUCACCCAAAUUUUGAAGAACUGCGAUAUUAUUAAUCAAAUUAGUAAGGAAAGGCAGAACUCGGGCGCUGAUUCUGCCACACGCGUUCGAGAUUACCGUGAUCUUCUUCAUGCAAUUGUUCAACUUCAGGACACCGUCAAUGGCCUCAUUGAUCGUGAUCGAAGCGGCGCUACGGGGGCGGCUGCUGCGAAGGCCGCUAAUGGUAUUAAGCAAAUCCUGGAAAAGAAGGAGGGCCUGUUCAGAAAGAAUAUGAUGGGAAAACGUGUGAACUUCGCUGCUCGAAGUGUCAUCUCACCUGAUCCUAACAUCGAAACAAAUGAGAUCGGAGUCCCGCUAGUGUUUGCGAAGAAACUGACAUAUCCGGAGCCUGUGACCAACCACAACUUUUGGGAAUUGAAGCAAGCGGUCAUCAAUGGCCCAGAUAAAUACCCCGGUGCUGCUGCGAUUGAAAACGAGUUUGGCCAAGUCACCAAUCUCAAGUUCAAGAGCCUCGAUGAGCGCACGGCGCUGGCCAACCAGCUUCUCGCGCCAUCGAACUGGAGGAUGAAAGGGUCGCGCAACAAGAAGGUUUAUCGUCACCUCACGACUGGAGACUUCGUCCUGAUGAACCGUCAACCAACGUUACAUAAGCCGUCUAUCAUGGGCCACAAGGCUCGUGUCCUCCCCGGCGAAAAAACCAUUCGAAUGCACUACGCCAAUUGUAACACGUAUAAUGCUGAUUUCGAUGGUGAUGAGAUGAACAUGCACUUCCCUCAAAACGAACUUGCCAGAUCGGAAGCUAUGAUGCUUGCGGAUGCGGACCACCAGUAUCUUGUUGCCACUUCCGGUAAACCUCUUAGAGGCUUGAUUCAGGAUCACAUUUCGAUGGGAACAUGGUUUACUUGUCGGGAUAGCUUUUUUGAUAAGGAAGACUAUUACGAGUUGCUAUACAGCUGUUUGAGACCCGAGAAUUCCCACACGGUUUCAGAAAGGAUCCAACUUGUGGGCCCGGCAGUGAUUCGACCAAAGCCUCUGUGGACUGGUAAGCAGGUAAUCACAACUAUCCUGAAGAAUAUCAUGCCCCAUGACAGAGCAGGACUCAACUUGAAGAGCAAGUCCUCGACACCUGCGGAUCGAUGGGGCCCAGGAAGUGAAGAAGGUGAUGUCAUCUUCAAGGACGGAGAGAUGCUGUGUGGAAUUCUCGACAAGAAGCAAAUUGGUCCCACCGCAGGUGGUUUAGUCGAUUCUAUCCACGAGAUCUACGGUCACACUGUUGCAGGAAGAUUAAUUAGUAUCAUUGGACGACUCUUGACUAGGUUCUUGAACAUGCGUGCGUUUACUUGUGGUAUCGAUGAUCUUCGACUGACUGAGGAGGGUAACCGCAUGCGUAAGGAGAAGCUUAGCGAGGCUCCGAAGAUUGGUCACGAGGUCGCCUUGAAGUAUGUGACUCUCGACAAAACCGCGGUACCUGAUCAAGACGCCGAGCUUCGACGGCGCCUGGAAGAUGUUCUGCGAGAUGACGACAAACAAGGCGGGCUGGAUAUCGUUUCUAACGCUCGGGUAGCCACCUUGUCGUCCGAAAUUACAAAGGCCUGUCUCCCGGCUGGCUUAGCUAAGCCUUUCCCGUGGAAUCAAAUGCAGUCUAUGACUAUUACUGGAGCCAAGGGCUCUAGUGUCAACGCGAAUUUGAUUUCUUGCAACUUGGGUCAGCAGGUUUUGGAGGGUCGUCGUGUCCCCGUUAUGAUCAGUGGUAAAACCCUUCCCUGCUUCAGGGCGUUCGACACGAACCCUAUGGCUGGUGGUUAUGUCUCCGGUCGUUUCUUGACUGGUAUCAAACCCCAGGAGUACUACUUCCACGCCAUGGCUGGUCGUGAGGGUCUAAUUGAUACUGCUGUGAAAACCUCUAGAUCAGGUUACUUGCAGCGUUGUUUGAUUAAGGGCAUGGAAGGGUUGAGAGCAGAAUACGACACUUCAGUCAGGGAAACAUCUGAUGGUUCUAUGGUUCAAUUCUUGUACGGAGAGGACGGUCUCGACAUCACCAAACAGGUUCACCUUGAAAAUUUCGAAUUCCUGGCUGCGAACCAUGUUUCUAUAAUGUCACAAGUGAACCUGAAGACCGACUUCCACAAUUUGGAGAAGGAUGAGGUCACUAAUUGGCAUAAGGAUGCCAUGAAGAAAGUGCGCAAGACUGGGAAGCUUGAUGCUAUGGACCCUGUUCUGUCUCUCUACCCCCCUGGAGGUAACCUGGGUAGUACAUCCGAGUCCUUCUCGCAGGCGCUUAAGAAGUACGAGGACAGCAAUCCGGGCGACCUUCUGAAAGACAAGAAGAAGGGCAUCGACGGAGUUAUCAGCAAGAAGUCUUUCAAUACUUUGAUGAACAUGAAGUAUAUGAAAUCCAUUGUUGAUCCUGGCGAGGCUGUCGGAAUUGUGGCUGGUCAAUCUAUUGGUGAACCUUCGACUCAGAUGACCUUGAACACAUUCCACUUGGCAGGCCACUCUGCUAAGAACGUGACACUGGGUAUUCCUCGUUUGCGUGAAAUUGUGAUGACGGCCAGUAAAAAAAUCAUGACUCCGACAAUGACCUUGACCCUGAAUGAGGAGCUACCUAAGGAACACUCCGAGAGAUUUGCAAAGGCUAUUAGCAAGCUUAGUAUCGCAGAGGUUGUCGACAAGGUCCAGGUCAGAGAGAGGAUAUCUUCUGGCAGCACAAAGGCCAAGAUCUACGAUAUCGAAAUCAGCCUCUUCCCUGCUGAAGAGUAUACUGCGGAAUAUGCAAUCACGAUCAAGGACGUGCAAUUAACUCUGCAGCACAAGCUCAUUCCUAAGCUUGUGAAGCUCACCAAAUCUGAGCUCAAGAAGCGAGUUGAUGAGAAGACAAUGAGCAAACAUUCAACUGCUCAGCCCGAAAUCGGCGUUUCUGUUGGCACCGUCGAGGAGGCUCCUAAGGGUGCUGAUGUUGAAGAUCGAGCUCCUGAUGACGAUAUUGAAGACGAUGAGGAUGAUGCUAAGCGGGCUAGAGGAUCUCAGAACCGCUCAAACCAGGUCUCUUAUGAAGGACCUGAAGAUGACGAGGAGAGAAUGGUGCGACAGCUUGACACUCGUGAGGAUGAUGAUGACGAUGACGACGAGGGACAGGCCCGUGACGUCGAGAUGCACGAUGCCUCGGACGAUGAGUCGGAUGCCGAAGGCCACACGACAGACUCCAAACUCCGUGAGGAAGACGUCAAGGGCAGAUUUGCUGAAGUCACCCAGUUCAAGUUCGACCCACGUAAGGGAUCUUCGUGCACCAUCCAGUUGCAGUAUGAUAUUUCGACUCCUAAGCUUUUGAUUCUGCCUUUGGUUGAAGAAGCUUCCCGCAGCGCAGUUAUUCAGUCCAUCCCUGGCCUUGGAAACUGUACAUUCGUGGAGGCAGAUAAAGCGAAGGGUGAACCUGCUUGUGUUAUUACAGACGGUGUCAACUUGCUUGCCAUGCGUGAUUACCAGGACAUCAUCAAGCCCCACUCGAUCUACACGAACUCGAUUGACCACAUGCUUACCUAUUAUGGUGUCGAGGCUGCUCGUGCAUCUAUUGUUCGUGAAAUGUCCGACGUCUUCAAGGGUCACAGUAUCUCCGUCGAUAAUCGCCAUCUGAACUUGAUCGGUGACGUGAUGACACACUCCGGUGGCUUCCGCGCCUUCAAUCGCAACCAGCUUGUUAAGGAUAUUACAUCCCCUCUGGCUAAGAUGAGUUUCGAAACCACAGUCGGAUUCCUCAAGGAUGCGGUCAGAGAGAGGGACUUUGAUAACCUUAACAACCCUAGCAGUAGGAUUGUGGUUGGUCGUACCGGAACUAUCGGUACUGGUGCAUUUGACGUUCUUGCUCCUGUGGCAUAGAUGGCUGGCUGGUCUGUGAAGCGUGAUGCCCUUUGCCACUUGUCUUGCCGUUGUACAUUUUCUCAAGGUUUAUCCAUGUGUUUAUAUGCGGUUUCUUUUCUGAUGUGUCCAACGAUCUCUGGAGUUUUGUCUCAGCGGAAAUAAGAAAAGUGUCCUUUUUUUUUUCAAAUAGUAUUUAUUUAUUUACAAGCAUUUAUACCUUGGGAAGGUAAAAUAGAAUCUUGUGUAUUUUGCUAGAAUUUAAAUCAUG
This is a messenger RNA of Aspergillus ochraceoroseus IBT 24754, 5390 nucleotides long. Its product is annotated as DNA-directed RNA polymerase I core subunit RPA190. Gene Ontology annotation, cellular component: RNA polymerase I complex. Bases 89 to 5140 code for a protein of 1683 amino acids. The transcript is spliced from 4 exons. NCBI's taxonomy places the organism in Eukaryota, Fungi, Ascomycota, Eurotiomycetes, Eurotiales, Aspergillaceae. Gene Ontology annotation, molecular function: DNA-directed RNA polymerase activity; DNA binding. Gene Ontology annotation, biological process: DNA-templated transcription. The record is from RefSeq and is a predicted model, not a curated record.